This is a messenger RNA of Oryctolagus cuniculus (rabbit), 20302 nucleotides long. The record is from RefSeq and is a predicted model, not a curated record. NCBI's taxonomy places the organism in Eukaryota, Metazoa, Chordata, Mammalia, Lagomorpha, Leporidae.
UGGGGCCCGGAAGGGGCGGGUCGAAGGCUGCAGAGAGGCGGGGGCCGCACCGCCCAGCGGAGAGUGGCGGUUUACUUGAGGCUGUUACCUUAGUACUGGAGCAGUUUUGAGCCUGUGGCUAGCAGCUGACCGAUACCUGUGCGGUGCCAUCAGCAAGAGUGAGCCUCCGGUGCCUCAGAAGCAAUCUCCCAUCUGGCCCGGGACUCCCACUUCCCCCAGGAGUCCCAGAUGCCAGGAGGCAUGGCGCCCCUCAAGAAGCCUCCAAAUUCCACAAGGUUGCCCCUGGCCUUAAACCCCCAGAAGAGCAAGGACGUGCUGGCUGUGCUGGCUGAGAGGAACCAGACCAUAGUACCAGUUGGGGCCUGGGUGGAACCUGCUUCACCAGAUAGUUCCGAAAUCCCAGCCUAUACUUCAGCAUGCAUGAUUGAAGAAGAACUGAAGGAACAGCAAAGAAAAAAGCAAGAAGCUUUGAAGCGUUUUCAGAGACAAGUCAAAUGCAGAGUAAAUCAACAAAUUAGGCUGAGAAAAAAGCAACAGCUUCAGAAGUCGUAUGAGGCAGCAGAAAAAGAAGGCUGUAUAGCCAUGCAGUCUUCAAAUACAGCACACUUCACUUCUAAAAGGACAAGUGUUUUUCCUAAAAAGUUGAAUGCUGCUGUUGGAAGUCCUAGGUUACCUCGUUCCCAGAUGCUUGGGGAUGGAAUAGAAGAUGGUGAGAAUGAGAAUGAAUUAUUCCAACAACAAGCUCAGGCACUUAGUCAAACCAUGAAACUGGCACGUCAAAGGCUGGCGUCCUUUAAAACUGUGACUAAAGAAAAGGCAUCAGUGUUUACAGAUGAUAAAAGGAAAAGCAUUCUCACUCAAGAGUCAUGUGUUGCUGAACAAGGUGGAGAUAUUCUGAGAAAUAGAGCACUUUCUAGGAAACCAGCAUUCAUCAGGAUAAAUAUAGGAAGAGGAGAGUUCUCUUUUAAGGGCCAUCAAGAUCUUUUAACUACUGUACAUUACGAGAACUAUAUGGAAGAUCAGGAACUUGACUAUGAGGAAAUUUCAUCUGUUGUAACCAAUGAGGAAGGAGGAGAUUUAUUUCAGGGGGAUCAACAGGAUCUCCUUUCUGAAGACAAUGAUGUGUGUUUCAGUAAAGUUCAGAAAGUAAAAUUCAAAAAUCCCUUAUUUGUUGUGAUGGAAGGGGAAGAACAAACGCCAUCAUAUCUUCAGGGCUUUCAACAUAUUCUUCCAGAAGCCCAGGAUCAUCUUCCAGAAGCGCAAGGUGAUCUUCCGGAAUCCCAGAGCGAUUUGACAGACGUCCACAGUGUUGACUUGGAAGCUCAGAGUGUUGAGCCUAGUGCUCAGGCUGUUGAAUUUCAAGUUCAGGCUGUUGAGCUGGAAUGCCAGACUGUUGAGCUAGAAGGCCAGGAUAUUCAGACGGAUACUCAGAAUAGUAUGAUGAAAGCCCAGAGUGUUGAGCUAGAAGACGAGAGUACUGAGUUGGAAGCCCAGAAUUUUUUACCCCCAAACCAGGCUUUUCUACCCAAAGACCAGAACACUCUACCUGGAUAUCAGGACCAGGAUUUUGUACAUGUACGUGAAGACAGGGAUAUACUACCUGAAGACCAUAAUGUUCUACCUAACUGUCAGGACCAGGAUUUUCUGCCUAAAGAAGAAGAUCUUCUACCCAAAAAGCUGUGUGUUCUCCCCAGAGACGAGAAUAUUCUCAAAUGUCAGAACCAGGAUUUUCUGCCCAAAGACCGAAGUGUUUUCUCCAAGGGUCAGGAUAUUUUACACAAAUGUCCAGACAAAGAUUUUCUACCCAGAGACCAAUGUGUUCUCCCCGAAGAACAGACUAUUUUACCUAACUAUCAGGACCAGGACUUUCUACCUAAAGACCAGAAUUUUCCAUUUAGAGAUCAGCAUGUUCUCCCCAAUAACCAGAAUAUUCCAUCCAAUUAUCAGGACCAAAACUUUCUACCUAAAGACCAGAAUAUUUUACCCAAAGACUACCAUGUUCUUCCCAAAGACCAGACUUUUCUAUCCAGAUGGCAGGACCAGGAUUUUCUCUCUGAAGACCAACAUUUUCCCUUCAGAGAUCAGCAUGUUCUCCCUGAUAACCAGAAUAUUCCAUCCAAUGAUCAGGACCAGGAUUUUCUCCUCGAAGACCAGAAUACUUUACCCAAAGGUCAGAAGCAGGGAUUUCUACCCAAAUACCAGAAAGUACGCUUUAAGGAGCCAUACUCUGAUAUGACAAAUGAGGAAGGGAGAGAAGACUUUUCUUUGGUGGACUAUCAGUAUCAGUCUCCCAAACUCCAAAUCCAGGACGUCAUCAGAGAUCAGAACAUGUUUCCAAAGCAACCCUCAUAUUUUAUGAGAGAAGAGAAAGUGAGAGAGGAGCUACCUCUCGGGUAUCAUCAGCGUGUUCCAUCUAAAGUUCAGCAACAAGCCUCCCUUAGAGAACAGAACAAGUAUAUCAAACAACCCUCAUCUUUUGAGAAAUGGGAGAUUGCAAGAGAAAUUGUUUCAGGAGUGCCUUUGAGCUUAUCCUUCAGGCAGCAGCCAUCUGUUGGGACAGCUGAAAGAUGGCGAGAGGAUUUGCCACUAGAUAGCCAUCAGCAUCUUCCAUCCAGGACCCAGAGAGAUGCUUCCAGCAGACGACAGGUUUAUAAUCAAUCAAGAUUGAGCACUGAAUUCCGGGCUCCCCUGGCAUUUCAGUCUGGAGUAGAUCAAGAAGAAGACAAGAAAGAACGUCAAAAGCAGUACCUGAGACAUAGACGACUUUUCAUGGAUAUUGAGAGAGAGCAAGUUAAACAACAACAAAGGCAAAAAGAGCAAAAGAAGAAAAUUGAAAAAAUUAAGAAAAAGAAAGAGCAAGAACGUUAUGCUGAAGAGCAGAGGGUCCUAAGAGAGAACCUUCACAAAGAACCAUGUUCAGGGGAAAAGAUGAGUGAGAAACUAGCCCAGUUACAACUUGAAGAAAAAAAAGGAGCUAGAGAAAAGCAGCAACAGAGAGAAAAGGAAUAUUUAAGAUAUGUGGAAGCUUUACGAGCCCAGAUCCAGGAGAAAAUGCGGCUAUAUAAUAUUACUUUACCUCCACUAUGCUGUUGUGGUCCUGAUUUUUGGGAUGCUCAUCCUGAUACCUGUGCCAACAAUUGUAUCUUCUAUAAAAACCACAGAGCAUAUAAUCGGGCACUACAUUCAGUCAUCAAUUCCUGUGAUAUCUCUGAGGGAAACUCAACUCUUCGAAUUGCCAUUCAUAAUUUUGCUUCUGCUCACAGACGGACUUUGAAAAAUCUGUAGUAAGAAUCUGAAAUCAACUCAUUAUAUUUGAGCCUUCAUUCAAAAUGAACCCUGAGAGAUUGUUUAGGAAAAGCUUUAAAAUGUGUAAGAUGUAUAAUCUGAGGAGAAAUACUCUUCUGUAAAAUAACUUUCUCUUUAAUUAGAUCAGAGGUUGUUUCAAUCUCUGCCUCAUGAAUGCUUAUAUAAGAAGUGUAAGUUGACUUGCAAACUUGCCUCUUCUUUGUGAACUGUGUAGAGCUUAUUAUUUUAAAAAUGAUCAGACAAAUAAGUUCUUUUACUUUGCUCUGAUCAGAAGAAGCCAUGAGAAAUCUUUGAGAUUAUUUCAGUGAUCAUCUUUCUACAAUUGUGUGUUUGAAUCUUGACAUAUUGAGAAUGUCUGGAUAAAACAGAAAACAAAGUGAUGAAAUGAAUUUCUGAGCAUCAGUGGCCAUCUGUAUUGCCAUUAGCUUUUCUUGUUGCAAAACCACUAAAGGUGAGAAGAAUCUGAAUUGGAUGCACAAUUUCAUCGCAAAAUUUUCUCUUUCCAUUUUUUAAAAAAUUUAUCACCUCUUUCCCCAUUCAGUGACAUUGAACACAGAGCUUUAUAGUUGUAUAAUUUUUAUUACAAACAUAGAGACAAAUAAAUCUGUCUUUUGAAUAUCUUCUACGUGAAAUAACUGGGCGUGAGAUUUCAAAAACGUGAAUCUGAAUUUAAAGUGAGCAAAGUCCUGCCUUGUUUCCCUAUCGUAAAAAAAAUCCAGUGAGGCAGAUGUGUAACCUAACAGUUAAGGUACCCAAGCCCCACAUCGGAAUACCAGGGUUCAUUCCUAAUUCCAGCUUCCUGAUGCAGACCUUGAGAGGCAGCAGUGAUGGCUCCAGUAGUUGGAUUCUUGCCACCCAUAUGGAAGAUCUGGAUUGAGUUCACCACUUCCAGCGGCAACUCAGACAAGCCCUGGUUGCUUUGGAUAUUUGGGAAGUGAACCAAUGGGUAGGAAUGGUCUCUCCCUCCAUCUCUUCCUCUCAGAUAGCUAACCAAAUGUUUAAAAUUUGAUGAAUGACAUGCCUACAGAGCAAAAUUGCUGUGGCUUAUAUGAAUUUGUUACUUUUACAUAGUAUUCCCUAACACGAAAUAUGAAAAGGCUUAAUAUUAGGAAUUAAGGACACAUACUGACAGUUUUCUUUUUCCUGCUUUCCAUAAUGUGCAGUGCUGAAGGAGCACUUAGGUUAUGUCCCAAAAAUGCUUCCAUGUCUGUCCAGAUCAUUGCCUAUUGACUGGUUAUUUAAACAGAUUGAUUUUCUAGUUCAGUCAGAAUCCUGGGGGUAACUAUAUAUUUGAUUUAGCCUUUAGAGUUGUGGUUUUUAUAGUUCUAUUGAGGUAUAAUUAGUAUAUCUUACACAUUGUACCUAUUUAAAGUAUACAGUUCAGUGUUUUUUUAGUAUGUUCACAUGGUUGUGCAACCAUUACCACUAUCAAAUUUUAGAACAUUGUCAUUAUUCUAAAAAGAAGCCUCCAUGAGCCAUUAUGUAUCAAAAAGAACUGAAAAUAGAAUCUCAAACAGAUAUUUGCUCAACUUGUGUUUAUAGUAACAUUAUUCACAGCAGCCAAGACAUAAAAGAAACCUCAAUGAGUGAGUGGAUGGACAAAAUGUGGUACAUACAUAACAAUAGAAUAACAGUUGAGAUUACAAAGGAAAUCCUGUCACAUGCUGCCACAUCAUACUAAAUGAAUAAAGCAGUCAGGGAAAAGUAUUGUAUGAUUCUACUCAUUCAAAUUUAUGGAGACAGAAAGCAAAAUAAUAGUUUCCAGGAGCUAGGGCUAAGAGGACAGGAGGACUUAUCACUUAAUGGGUAUAGAGAUUCAGUUUUGCAAAAUGAAAAAGUUCUGGAGAUCUGUUUCACAACUGUGUAAAUAUACUUAACAUUACUGAGCACUUAACAUUCUUACUGGGUUACUGGGGCCUGCAUUGUGGUACAAUGGGUUAAACUAUCGCUUGCAACACUGUCAUCUCCAUAUGAGUGCUGGUUCAAGUCCUGGCUGCUCCCCUUCCAGUCCAGCUCCCUACUCAUGCACCAGGGAAAGCAGUGAAAGUUGAUUCAAGUAUUUGGACCCUUGCCACCUACGUGGGAGACCCAGAUGUAGCUCUGGGCUCCUGGCUUUUGCCUGGCCCAGUCUCAGCCUUUGUAGCCAUUUGGAGGAAUGAACCAGAUGAAAGAUAUCUUUCUGUCUGUCUGUCUCUCUCUCAUUCUGCAUUUCAAAUAAAUAAAUAUUUAAACAAAGAAUGGUUAUACAGGUGAAUAUUGUGGUACAGUGAGUUAAGCCACUACAUAGGAUGCCGACUUUACAUAGUGGAGUGCCUGGUUAGAGUCCCAACUUCUGUGUUUUCAAUCUAGCUACCUGUUAAUGCAACACUGGGAGACAGCAGUUAAUGACUCCAGUGGUUGAAUCCCUACCACCCAGGUGAGCCUACUUCCAGCUGUUGCAGCAAAUGGGUGUGUGUGUGUGUGUUCUACCUUUCAAAUAAAGAAAGAAUAAUUACAAUGGUGAAAUUUAGAGGUUUUUUUUUUUUUAACACAAUACAUCUUUAAAAAUAAAAAAGAACACCUCCCAUACCCAUUAGUAGUCACUCCCCAUUUUCAUCUCCAAAACCUCCCUUCAACCUUUAGCAUCUGCUGAUCUACUUUCUAUCUCUAUAGAUUAGCCUAUUCUGUACUUUUCACAUAAAUGGAAUGUAUAAUAUAUUUUGUGUCUGAAUUCUUUCACUUACGCUUCCAAGAUUCAUGCCAGUUUUAGUAUGUAUCAGUGCUUCACUGCUUCUUAUUGCUGAAUAAUAUUGCAUUUUAGGUUAUAAUGCAUACUGUUUAUCCUUUCAUCAGUUGUUGGACAUUUAUAUUGUUUCUUGGAUAUUAAGAAUACUGCCAUGAAUAUUUGUUUUGCAAGUUUUUCUGUAAACAUAGGUUUUCCUUUCUCUUGAGUAUAUACCUAGGAGUGUUGGGUCAUAAGAGAGCUCUAUGUUUAACAUUUUGAGAAACUAUAACCUAUUUUCCAAAGUGGCUAUACCAGUUUACAAUUCUACCAUUGUGAAGAUGUGCCCGUAUCUUCACAUCUUCACCAAGCUUGUCAUUGUCUGUCCCUUUGAUUAUGUAGCCAUGCUAGUGAGUGUGAAGUAGUAUCUCAUUGUGGUUUUAAUUUGCAUUAUCCUGAUGGCUCUUGAUGUUGAGCAUAUUUUCAUGACUUAUUGGCCAUUUUUAUAUCUUUUCUUUGAAAACUGUCUCUUCAGAAGCUUUGCCAUUUUAUAAUUGAGUUAUUUGUCUUUUUAUUAUUGAGUUACAGAAGUCCCUAAUUUAUUCUACAUGGAGUUCUUUUAUCAAAUUACAUGAUUUAGCAGUCUCUUUUACAGCAUAGAAGUUUUUAAUUUUGGUGAAGCCCAGUUUAUUUAUUUCUUCUUUUUGUGGUUUUUGCUUUAGUCAUCAUAUCUAAGAAACCAUUACCCAACUCCAAAUCACAAAGAUUUAUUCCUGCGUAUUCUCCUAAGUCUUAAAGAGUUAGCUCUUAGAUUGGGCCUGUGUACCAUUUCAAGUGGACUUUUGUGUAUGAUGUUAGAUAGGGCUCCUCUUUCAUUCUUUUCCUUGUGGGUAAUCUGUCCUAGCACCAUCUGUUGAAAAGAUUAUUCUGUGCCCUGCAUUGAAUUGACCAGAGAUGUAGGAAUUCGUUUCUGAGCUCUUAGUCCCAUCCCAUUGAUCUGUAUGUGUAUUCUAGGCCCGAACAGUCUGUCGUGUUACUGUAGUUUAGUGGUUAGUUUUGAAGUUAGGAAAUGUGUAUCUUCCCCCUUUGUUCUUUUUCAGGAUUGUUUUCCUUUCUUAGUCCAUUGCAUUUUCAUGAAUUUUAAGAUCACUCCCCUACAAAACAGCCAGCUGGGACUGCAUUAAAUCUAUUGAUGAAUUUGGUAACAAUUUCAUUUCUUUUCUUUCUUCAGAUUUCCUCGUCUUCACUCUCUGCUGGUGACAGUGCUUUCCAUAUCACUAAAAAAGCCAAGCAGGCAAAAGCUUGAGCAGUCCUCCAGCUCUUGCUAUCAUAUCUGCCGUUACUUGUUUCUGUUCAUUUUUGUUCCUGUGGAUGAACUGUUUGUUCUCCUAUCUACAGUGGUACGUGGGAGGAUCCAUUUCCCUCCCACUUACUCAAGGACAUUGCCUCACCAUUUCUUCCCACUCUCUUCUAGAUCAUCAAUUUCCCCCUGACUACUAAAGUAUUCCUAUAAGUAUAUAAAUCUGUUGUAACUUGUCCCAUCUUAGAAACUGUCCAACUGGAAAGAAAAAAAAAAGAGAAAACAGCACCUUUCUUUAUCUCACAUAUUUAUUUAACCACCACCAAACUUCUCUGCUUCCCUUUGUAACAAAACUCCUUGAGUGGUCUGUGCUUUCUUCUUCUAUUUCUCUCUUCAUUCUCUCCUGAAUGCGUUUUAAUAGGACAGUUUGCCUUUGCUUCUCUAAUGAAAGUGUGCUUUUCAAAGUCACCAGUGACUUCCACAUUGCUAAAUCCAGUUGUCAUUUUCAGACUUCAUCUUAUUGAGCUGUCAACAGGAUUGAAUACAAUUGAUCAAUCUUUCUUUCUGAUGUACCUGAUCACCUGAUUUCUACCACACCAGAGGUUUUUAUUUUUCUUCCAACUUUAACUGUCCAUUGCUUCUUAGUUUCCUCUCUUAUUAUGUUCCCCAUCCCCAUUCUCUUAAUAUUAGAGUAACCCAGGGUGCAGUCCUUGGAUGUCUUUUCUAUCUUAUCUCUUCUAGUGUCAUUUUUUUUUAAAAAAGAUCUAUUUAUGUAUGUAUUUAUUUGCAAUGCAGAGUGACAGGGAGACAGAGAGGGAGAGCUUCAUCUGCUGGUUCACUCUCCAAAUGGCUGCAACAAUCAGAACUGGGACAGACCAUAGCUACGAGCCAAGAAUUCCAUCUGGGCUUCCUAUGUGGGUGGCAAGGAGCCAUGUACAUGGACCAACAUCUGCUGCCUUCCCAGGCUCAUUAGCAGGAAGCUGGAUUGGAAGCAGAGUAGCCAUAACUCAAACAAGCAUUCCGAUAUGGGAUGUGGGCAUCCCAAGGGGCAGCUUAACCCAUCUACCACAAUGGCUACCCCUAGUUUGAUGGCUUAAAAUAUCAACUACAUACUAACAACUCCAAAAUGUCUAUCUUUAAUUCAUACCUUUCCCCUAAACUCUAGACCACUGACUGCCUUCUUGACAUUUCCACAUUUAUCUUUCUCAAAUAUACUCUUCUGUGGGUCUUCCCCAUAUCAUUUAAUAGCAGUUUUGUCUUUCUGCUUAUUGAGGCCAAAACUUUUGUAGAAUUCUUUCUCUCUCAUCUUUCAGUAUUCCAUCAGCAAGUUGCAUAAGCUCCACCUCCAAAUGUAUAUGCAGUUUACAUUACUUCCACUGCCAGACCUGUCCAAACCACUAUCAUCUCUUCCAUGGAUUGUUGUGUUUCCUAAGUAAUCUUCCUGCUUGAACCUCUGUAUUUUUUCAGUACAGUAGCUAAACUUAACAUACCCCAACCCAGCCUUCUGGUCACCCCCUACACACGCACCAACACCAAUCAAACCAACCAGUAUAAAGCUUGUUUCUUAUAGUCUUCCCCAGCACAAAAAUUGACAUCUCCAUCCUCCAUUUCUUCUGGCAGAAAACACAUGGAGUCAGCCUUCACUCCUGCUUUCUUAUAUCACUCCUCUACAGUCUUUGUUGCCUGUACCUUGAAAAUAUACUCAAAAUACAACCGUUUUCCAAUACUGUCCACUAUUGUGGUCCAAGUCAUCAUGUGCCACCUGAGUUAUUGCAGAAGAGUAGCCUCUUAGUUGAUCUUCUUGCCUCCAUCCUUGCACCCUGUAGAUUGUUCUUAGCCAGGCAUCCAAAAUAGACCUUUCAGAAUGAAUAAGAUCACACCGCUCUACUGAUCAAAGCCUCUUUUGACUGUUCAUUUUCUCAUGAAAAGCUGGAGGCCUAGAGCAGGUACUUAGCCAAGCAGUUGGGGUGCUGGCCCACAUUGGAGUACCUUGGUUUGACUCUGUGCUCCAGUUUCCUGCUAAUGCAGACCCUGGGAGGCAGCAAUGAUGGCUCAAGCAGUUGAAGACUGAGUUCCAGGCUUCAACCCCCCCUCCCCACUCUGAUGCCAUUAUGGGCAUUAUUUUUUAAAUAUUUAGUCAUUUAUUUUAAAGUUGGAGUUACAGAAAUGGAAGGAGACACACACAGAAAGAGAGAGGGAGAGAGAGUAUUCAUCUGCUAGUUCACUCCCCAGAUGACCACAACAGCCAGAGUUGAGCCAGGCCAAAGCCAGGAGCUUCUUCCAGGUCUCCCACGGGGGCCCAAAUAUUUGGACCAUCUUUUGCUGUUUUUCCCAGGCCAUUAGCAGAGAGUUGGAUCAGAAAUGGCACAGCUGUGACAAAAACUGGUGUCCAUAUGGGAUGCUGGCAUUGCAGGCAUUAUCCACCAUGCCACAACACCAGCCCCCAUGUGGGGAUUUGAGGAGUGAACCAGGGAAUGUAAUAUCUCUUACUUGCUCUCUCAAAAAAUAAAACAACAACAACAAAAAAUCCUAGAGUUUGCACAGUGUUACACAAGGCUCUAAAAUAAGAUAUUGACUGCUCCUGAGGCUUUGCCUCUCACUACUUUCCUCCUUCCUACCUCUGCUCAGCCAUAUUGACCUUGUUUUUCCUUAAAUAUUCCAGGGAUGCUUUUGCUUGAGGAUUUUUCAUUUGCUGUUUGCUCUGGCUGGGGACUCCUCUCCCUGAGACAGUGUUUGACCUACACCUUUACCUCUUUUGAUUUUUUACUGACCUUCUGUGGGGAGCAAACCGGACUGGACUGAGUUACUGGAAUUAAGACUUAUUCUAUGCAUCUGCUCUCCCACAAUAUGGCGCUGGGAGAGAAGUAAACAGCUUCCGCACAGCUGCCUCCAGUUCAACCAAUAAACUGUAGGACUUGCUCCUGAUUGGAGGAGAGCAGCGUACUCGGCGUGUGGGCAGCCGAGUUAGGAUUGGCGGAGGAGGACUAUAAAGGAGGAGAGAGACGGCAUGCACCAGGAACAUCUAAGGGGAACAUCUAGCUGAAGGAACACCUGUGCAGCCCCCGAGAAGAGCCGGCCGGCAGUGUGCCGCUCCCCUGCGGAAGUGGGGAAUGUGGCCAGGGGGAACUGCCCUUCCACGGAGGUGGAAGGGAUAGUAGCCAACCCGGGAAGAACCAGCAGCAAACCCGGGGAGGGCCGAGCAGACGAAAGAACAGCGCAGGGUCCUGUGUCGUUCCUCCACGAAGAGGGGGAGCGACAACCUUCCUAUUUUAAAAUGCAGUCAUCCCAGGGCUGACUUUCUGGUGCAGUGGGUUGCCACUGCUUGUGAUGCCUGCAUCCCCUAUGGGAGUUCUGAUUCGAGUCCUGGCCAUUCUGCUUAAAAUCCAGUUCUCCUGCUUGGGAGCUUGGAAAAGCAGCAGAUGAUGGCCUGAGUAUUUUGGCCCUUGCCACCAUGUGAGAGGUCUGCGUAGAAUUUCAGGCUCCUGUCCCAGUCCCCACUUGUAGCUGUCAUUUGGGGAGUGAACCAGUGGAUGGAAGAUUUUCUCUUUCUCUCUCUCUCUCUCUCCCUCCCUCUCCCUCUCCCUCUCCCUCUCCCUCUCCCUCUCCUUCUCCCUCUCCCUCUCCCUCUCCCUUCUCCUAUCCCUGGUACUCUGCUUUUCAAAUAAAUACAUAAACCUAAAAAAGAAAAUAGAACCUUCCCAUCCCCUCCAGCAAAUACUCCCUUAUCCCUGUCUUCGAGCUUUUUCUCCAUAAUGCUUAUUGCUCUGUUAGACAGUAUGCCUUUUACUUAAUGUUCAUUUUCUCUCUCUCCUGAUUAGAUUGUACAUUCCAAAGAAAGGGGAUUUUUUUCUAGAUGUUUCUACACUAUUAGUCAUUUUACCUAAUGUUUGUGAUCGUUACUCAAUAGUCAUUGGAAUAUUUUUAUUUUGUUUUGCAUUCCCUCGUUGCCACUAUGGGAGAAAAUAGUAUCUCUCUGCAAUAGUUUUCUCCUGUGUAAAAUAAAGGGUUAUACUAAGCCACCUGCCUCUCCCCUGUAGCUCCACAAUUCUGUGAAUUUUUUAAUUAUGUUUUAUACUUUUGACCUCACUCUCAAGUUUUUCUAUUCAUUUGCUCUUCGUGCUGAGGUGUGGACUGGUGGUGAGUUUUACCACUAGUGAGAUAAGGGUGACACAGGUUCAUUGUCUGCUGGAACUCCAAGACUGAUCGUGUUGUUAGCAUAGAUGCAAAUUCAUUAGGUUGCAGUGGAAUAGGAGCGCGCAAAAGAAAGGUAUAGGAGAGUAGGAGGUCUCUCUGGCUCUCGGCCAGAAGGGAACUUUAUUAAUCUCUAGUAUCCGUAUCAAGAGAUGGAAGCAUGUAUGUGAUGGCGGUGAUUCCAAGACUGUGGUGCUAGCACAGGAUGUUCCUGUCUUAGUGUUCCAGUGAGAACCACCCUCUAAAGCAUGUAAGACGUGUUUUCCUAGGCAGUCCAACUUCAAACAGCCUAUUCCAGAUUUUUUGAUUUAGUAAAUUUCUGUGUCCUCUCCCUUGCAUUGUAGCGUAUAACUGAAUUAUCCAGGCCUCACCCUUCCCUAUUUAGCCUUUUAUAAUGGGCAGGAAUAAGACUAUCAACAACUUUAUUGACCACCCCUGAGUGUGCAGAUUAGAAACUGCUGCUGUCAUCCUGUCAUCCUCUACCAUGUGAGGUCUGAUAAAGGAGGUAGCAGGUAUCCUUUUUCUGUUAGAUUCUGUUUCAGGAAGCAAAAUAUUUCUUUUCAUUUCCCUCUAAGCGUAGUGAAUAUAAUUUGCUUUGUAUCUCAUCUUGGACAUUUCUUCAUGCUUCUCAGAUUGGGAGACUAGAAAUACAGUGGAAGACAAUAGCCAAUAUCCUCCUGCCAUGGUAGGCCCAUUCUGGGUGGAAGAUGUUUAAGUAUUUUGAUUUAGAUUUCUAAUGCUGUGUUAGGGUAGAAAUGAAUGGUCCCUCUCUGGUCUUACACUUAGUAUUACUGACCACUAUUACAGCAGUAUGCCAAAGAAAAGAAGUCAAUCUGAUUCCUUUUGAUAAAAACGAUUUGGUAUUGUACCUCAUGAGCCACCCCUUCCAGGCCCCAAGAUGAGCUGGGUCUUGGAGGAGUUUUCACUCAGUUCUUUCCAUGUGUGCCCCCAGGCUCAAACACCUGCAGUGAUCACUCACAGAUGAACCUACUAGACACAGUCAUCAGCCGAACACACUAAUCCAUCCCAGCACCACUGAAAGAGAAGCAGACAUUGUGUGCCUCCUGCUAAGAUGCAGUAGGAGGGAGAUAAUGCCUCCUAUCAAGUACUUGUGCCAACAAGAGGUUGAAACUGAGUAUAAUCAAGCCUCUCAGCCUUUCUCAUCUGGGUUCCAGGAGAAAAUUAAGCCCUAAUUCUCUAAGGAAUCCAUUGUGUGUAAUAAAUUAACUUCUAUUCAUCUAGAAUGGUACUAGUCAGACACCAUCCUUGAGGGGAUUGAGAAAAUAGUCACUCAAAUCAUUUUCUGGCUUAAAUGAGGACAAUAUGUAAAGAGAAAAGCCUUGAGGAUUCCAUUUAUAAGAAAUAGAGAGGGAAGCAAGUUAAAUUCUAUGAAGCAGAAACAGAAAUCCAGAAUAUUGGCCACUCUGUAGGAAAUCUGACCCCAUUUCUCCAGCAAGUUAAUGGUUUACAUUAAAACAGACAAGGAGGUAAUUCUAGAUUAAAAUAGAUUUGCAGAGAUAAAGUCACCAAAUAUAGUGCAUGCAUUUGCAGAGGUGUCAACCACCAAAUAGAAUCCAUGGACCUUGUUUGGACCCUGCUGGGAAUAGUCUGGACGAGAUGACUUUGAAUCAGUCAGGAGAAUUUGAAGUCUCAUUUUUUCACUUUGUUAGGAAUGAGGAUGGUGCUGUGGUUGUACAUGGUAUCUAUAUCUACAUCUAUGUGUAUGAAUGAUACACACUAUAUCUAUCUGUAGAUAGACAGGGAAUACUGAAGUAUACAGGGAUGAAAUAAAUUGUGUUUGAGAUUUACUUUAAAACCAAUAAAGUGGGACAACAAAGAUGAAGUAAAUGUAGUAAAAGCUUGAUAAUAGUGAUUCUCGGUAACAUGUUUAUGGGGUUUUCAUUGCAUUAUUCACUCUUUAGUGUGCAUGUUGGAAUUUUUUAAAGUAACUUAUUUCAAAAACUUUGAUCUUGAAAGGAGUCUGUUAACAUUAUAACUUUUCUUUUCCCCAUCCCCUCAAAUAGCUGGGAACAGGAAAUUAGUAUCCCUCCAUUCUGCGACUUCUGACACAGUUACUUUCAGGCAAUGAUGAGAACCUACAACCCACAGCAUUUUGUGGCCUCUCUAGAAGACUAGUUAAAUGGUAAUUGGGUUCAUUGCGGAGACCAGGUCUGUGCGGAAGCUCCCUGACAUAGCCCACACCCUGAGUAAUCAGAGAAGAACCUAGUCACCUGGUUUUAUGAAGCGUAUCUGGUGAAUUCUCAGGUCUAUAAAAGUUGAGAAAUCAGGGAUGAAAGACCAUGAAGAACGUUAGGGUAAAAAUGGCAAAAAGAACAAAAUACCAUUGGUAACUUAGUUGGUAAGCAGUUUAGAAAUCUUUGGGUGAGAUGAGGAUAAGAGAAUAUUUUUAUGUGAUUCAAUUCAGGGAUAAUCAAUGCCACUUAUAAUCUAAUAUUCCUUUUAAACAGGGCAUCUGGGGUUGGAAAAAUUGCUCUUUGUUUUCAAAGCUCUUUACCCUGUCUUCAAAGAAGACAAUGGUUAAGAUUAUCAUCACAGUUUAAAUGUUGGUUCUACCACAUACCAGCUAUGUGAUCUUAUUGCAGAACAACCUCCCAAGCUAGUUGGAAGUGUUGCUAUAGAACCCCCAAACCUGGUCUGCUCACCUGACAUGCAGAAAGUCGGUCACUGACAUCAGGGUGCUGGAAGUCAGUAGGUACUUAUUGUGAAGCCCAGAGCAAGGAGUUGGCAGCUAUUUCUGAAUUCUCAUCUGAAGAGUGAGGGGUGAAGGUUCUUAUAGAUUGAAGAUGGGGCUGAGAAGUACAUGUUCAGCUCAUGUCCAUGUUCCUGAUUGGUCAGUGGUGGUCCUGACCUUCCUCUGAUUGGUCAGUAAUGCCGUGUUCUUUAGGAAAUUUUUAUGAUGGCAAUUGGGCUUAAGUUGGUCUGGGAGAUUACAUGCAAGUGGGAGCCACCUUCUGCCCCAGACCUGAAAUUUCCCUGCCUGGACCUAGAAUUCCCCUUUACAAACCCCUCUGGAUACUAGCCCAUCAAGGUUUUAUCUAUCAGAGACACAAAUUACUUCUUGAUUCUGGUGGUUAGAACCUUGUACAGCCAGGUGUAUCACACUCCCUUAAUGCAGUGAACUGCUUUUGAUGAAAGGCACAGGUACAUUAGGCUAAGGGAAGCAGAUAAGAGCCUGCGUCCUGCCUUUACAUUAUAGGGGUUUGGUCCCAGUUCACCCCUGUUUCUUGUUACUCCUCAGUCUUGAGGGGCUAGGGAUAAUGACUGCUCUGAGAGCUUCCUGAUGUUUAUGGAGUGAAGUAGGGUUUUUCAGGAGAAGAGGUGAGGAAGUUGUAGGCAUAUCUUUCAAGAAAGUUCCUCAUCCCGGGUUCAGCUUUGGAGAGCCUCUGCAUCACCAGAGGGUUUGGCCUAGCCAGUUUCUGUACAGCUUUACCUUGCAGAUGGAUUAUCACCACUCCACAGCAGCAAUAAAAGCAACAACAUUCUAGUAUUUCUACCCCUUGAAUGCUGGAGAAGUUAGUAAUUUUUCUGCCAGACAACUUUUAGUCCCAAACCAGGAGUAGAGCCAUUGGUUAAGAGUUAGUGUGGGGUCAGACAUGGCACUAAUCUGGGUGUGUGGCACUGUCAUUUUAAGACACAUUGGGUAUAAUUUGUCAGUGCUUUAAUGUGCAAAGUCACACUCUUUAGCCCUAUCCCUAGAAUGAACAAAGAUGGGUAGCAAGUGAUCAUAGCAGUGGGAGACAGAUCUAUCUGGUUGUUACUUGGAAUCAGUAUGGGUGUUUACUCUUGCUUCCUCUAAGGCAUAAACCAAAGUGAAGGCUUUGAGUUCAGCCUUCUGAGCUAAGACACCUGGUGGCAAUGCUACUGUUUGCAAAGUUUCCUGGGCAGUUCUUACUGCAUCUCCAACACUUGAUUUGCCUGGUCCAUGAAGCUGUUUCCUUCCAUGAAGAGUUCCAGAUCAAUACUGUCUAUACUGUCUAACGGGACAUUAGUCAGAUAUAGCCUGCUAAGACACACUUGUUCAAUAGCCUAUAAUUAUUUACAGGUUUCCCCAGAGGGGGCUAGGGGCAAGGUGGCUAGAUUAAAUCAUGAUACAGUUUUAGAAUUUCACAUUUCAGUUAUCAGAUAGUAGGGUUUGGUAUCUCUCAAAUAGCCAGAAGUGAGCUGGUCACCUUCCUUGUUUCAGAAGUGGCAGCACACGGUGAGCUGUAUUCGGUGGGGGUGGGCUGUCCAAAAGUGAGCUACCCUGUCUCCUGCAGUACAGCACAAGUGGCUGUUAUUCUCAGACACAUCAGUCAGCCCUGGGUAGCAAUGUCCAGAUUUUACACCAUCAGUCAUUUUAUUUUUUCCAAAGUUUGAGUCAUUACUCCCAGUCCCAAUCCUUGCUUCUUGAGUACAAAGAGGUUAAAGAGCAUCCUGAGACUUCACUGUGCGUGCUGCGUACAGAUUCUAGCAUUAGCUGUGAGAAUAACAGGUAUCACAUCCAGUUAGCAUUUCUCUUUUGAAAUGGGGGCAUUCUCUAGAGCAUGUAGUUCUAGCAGUCUUUCAUGAUGUUUGCUGUCAUACCAUCAUGCAUAAGAACCCGUCCUUUAUAAACUCUCAGCUUUAUCUCACCUGGUUUAGAGUUGACACCAGUGACUCCAUCUUGAUUUUUAUUCUCUCAUUUCCUCUUGGUCAAGAUCCACUUAUGAAAACGCAGCUGAUGAAUCAUGUUCCGUUAGUCCCUUGUUGCCAGGUUCUAUUUUUUCUGGUUUUUGAUCCAGUCCCAUAUUGGGAGAGAAGUAUUUGGCAACCAGGAAUGGGUGUCAAAAAGCCUUUUAGCUACAUUUGAGCAACAGAGAGGUUUUAGGAGGAGUGAUCCUUCUGCUAACUCUACCUGAAGUCCAUUGUUAAACUUAGCUUUAUCUGUUCUGUAGGCAUGAGCCAUCCUCUCCAAGUGCCAGGCUGGCAUCAUGUUUUUGGGAAUUGUGCUUUGGUAGAAUUCUGACAGGCAAGAGGCACAAAGCUCAAAAAGGAAAAAUAUAUAACAAAGCCAACAAGAACAUAACAAAUCAAGGUUGCAUCUUAAAAACAAUGAACAGGGUUACAGUCUAAGAGCAGACAUAUUAUAAUUGACCAUUCAUGUAAGUACAGCAGGGAUGAUUGACUAAACAUGGAAUAAUCAGAGCUAGAAAACUCUGAAGGUUAGCAAGCCUGAAAACAAUGAACACAAUCUAAAAACAAAUGUAUUAUAGUUUGUCGAUUGACUAUUCAUAUUAAGUGCAUAUAAUAAUCUCAUAUUCAGAAAUGCUCAGAGUUAAAAAGCCAGUCCAAGGCAGACUUAGUUUUGUUUUGUUUUUAAACUAUGUUUCUAACCUUUUGAAGUUUUAGGACAUACUAUAGAGUGACAACUCCAUUCACUUACUGCAAGGCUGGGAACUCUUGAAGUCAAGGCGUUCUGUGCAUAAUUUUAGAUGCCAGUGUUUCCAACUAUGUCCUUUUAAUUUUUUUUAAAGAUUUAUUUAUUUAUUUAAAAGAGUUACACAGAAAGAGGAGAGGCAGAGAGAAUGAGAGAGGUCUUCCAUCUGAUGGUUCACUCCCCAAUUGGCCUCAACAGCUGGAGAUGCACUGAUCCGAAGCCAGGAGCCAGGAGCUUCCUCCAGGUCUCCCACAUGGGUGCAGGAGCCCAAGGACUUGGGCCAUCUUCUACUGCUUUUCCAGGCCAUAGCAGAGAGCUGGAUUGGAAGUGGAGUAGCCAGAUCUUGAACCGGCGCCCAUAUGGGAUGCUGGCACUUCAGGCCAGGGCGUUAACCUGCUGCGCCACAGUGCUGGCCCCCUAACUAUGCCUUUUUAUAACAAGAACAGAUUCUUAUUGUUUUUGUGCCAGCAAUCAUACUGCCACGAGCAACCAAAAAUCCUCUGAAAAGUUUUCACAUUUUACAGGAAUGAAGUAGGGGAAAAGGUAAACACUUCCAUCUGUUUACAAUGUUAUAGCAAAGCACUGUAAACAAUAGAAAUCACAGAGAAAAGUCUGCCUGAACCUAGAAGAGAAGAACAUUCAACCAGCGCCGCGGCUCAAUAGGCUAAUCCUUCACCUAGUGGCGCCGGCACAGCGGAUUCUAGUCCCGGUCAGGGUGCCGGAUUCUGUUCCGGUUGCCCCUCUUCCAGGCCAGCUCUCUGCUGUGGCCCGGGAGUGCAGUGGAGGAUGGCCCAAGUGCUUGGGCCAUGUACCCCAUGGGAGACCGGGAGAAGCACCUGGCUCCUGCCUUCGGAUCAGUGCGGUGCGCCGGCCGCAGGUCGCCGGCCGUGGUGGCCAUUGGAGGGUGAACCAAUGGCAAAGGAAGACCUUUCUCUCUCUCUCUCUCUCUCACUGUCCACUCUGCCUAUAAAAAAAAAAAAAAGAAAGAAAAGAAAAAGAAAAACAUUCAAAUACAGAACCAACAAUAUUUUAAAUAUGACCUAGAAAUCCACAAAUUUCAUUAAUUCAUCUGGUCUUAUGUAAAUAAUUCUUAUGUAAUACCCUUUAACAGUUUUAUGGAUUUUUUUUCCCCUCAAAGUUCUGAAACUUCUGAUCUAAAGCAAUCACAAAUCUGUAUUUAAGAACAUCUGUUAGAGUCUUCUCUGAAUCUGAUUCCAAGUGUCCUUAGAGCAGAAUACAAAACUGCAGAUAAUGAAAGAUUUUAGUAGUAGUCAUAGUUAAACUUACAAAACUCAUUAGCUGACAAGGAGAGCCACUUAUGUUCAUUGCAUACAGCAGUUUAGGAAGCACUUGAAGGGGUGUACAAAACUUUUGUCCCUUUACGCCUCUGGGCCUCCUUUACAUCAAGAUCUCCAUAAUGAAUGAUAACACAAAAGGAUCAUCAGACUUUUAUUACAAUUUUUGUAUAAUUUCUAGCAUCAAUAAUAUAUAUUAACAUAACUCUUAAGGCAGUAAAUGAAACUUUCUGAGCCUCAAUUACAUCAUCUGCAAAAUGGGAAAAAUAAUAGUAUUUAUUUGUAAGAUAGUGUAUAACCUGUGGCUAGCAUAGCGCCUGGCACAUGAUAAGUAUAGUAAAUGCUGGAUGCUAAUAUCAGAAUUGCUAUGUUUAUUAUAAUCAUCUUUACCACGAUGUGUCAUCUGUCCUAUAUAUCUGAUUAUUCCUACUCAUUUGUGUUAGUUGUUAGUAGUUGAAGUGGCAAGGCCUUUUUCCCUUAUGUUGACUGAUAUUUCAGAUAUUUUAUCCGGAAAUGAGCCAGUUGGACAUGGGAACACAGGAACAUCCAAUUUGGCUGGCCUUUUGUGUUACUGCCUAAAAGAAGAAGUUUUCUAUGUCCCUAUGUUACGACAACAUUAGCAUUUGAUUUGCAUUUGGUUAUUUGAUUUUGUUCUCUGCUGCUUCCUACAUUGAACCUACUUACCACUAAAGCUACAUUUUUUGGAAGGUAGAAGAUCAAGGGAAGAGAGUUGCCAAAUGAAUGGGUAGGCCAUUUAAAAUGCAAAUUGGCGUGUCUUUUUUAUUGCUCAACCUGAGGAUUAGAUGAUGUCUACAUUUAAAUCCUUCCUGGUUCAAAGCUGUAAGAAAGUAUCCUCCAUCUGGCAACAUCCACCCACCUACCACGCUGCCAAGAUUGGGUUAGGUUUCAGCCAGAGGAGGACUUGCCUACCCUAUGUUCCCUAGUGGGCACAGUGUUUUCUCUGAUGAGUUCACGGCAUUUGCCUUACAAGUGACCAACACAACUUCUGCCACUCAUUAGGACUCUAUGUCCUGCACAUCAAACUCAACUGUGCUACAGCUCUGUCUUUUAGGGUUCGGGUUCAGGUAAUUUUAUUCACACAGCUGUAGCUCUUCGUUCCUACCUUACAAGUAACUUGGGUCAGGGAGAGUAUUUGAUGGGGGCACUGAGAGGGAGAUUACACAGACAAAGGCAAGGAGCAGGAUGAGACAAAGAUUGACAAUAUUGACAGUGUGAGAUCAAGGGAAGAGAGAGUUUGGCAGAGCAGGCUUAGAUCUUGAACCAACACUCCAAGAGUCAGUAGUUUAGCUAGACAUGGGUCUCUUAGAACUGCAGAAGUGUUUCUUACCAGUGUAAUAGACUUGCAUGUAUCAGCUUAGACUGGAAAAUCCAUGCAAGGAAUGUGUUCUGAUGUAGGUAAACAAUGAUUGGCAGGAUGCUUAGGUAGUGUUCUAUAAACAUGUAUUUUUCCAGGUAUUACAUUUUCUGAACCCCUUACCCACCUCUUCCUCAUAACCACUGGCAAAAUGAAAAUGCAUAAAUGAAGAUCUGUUAAUGAAACCUGGUUUGAUUCCAGAAGUGUGAUGCCAUUGGAUCCAUAUCACAGCAUUCCUGCCCAUCGAGCAACAGAGGAUGUGGCGUUUCUAGGCGGUGGUGUAGCAUGUGAUGUCAUUCUGCUAUGUGGUAUACAGGAAAUGGGUUGUGAUCUCCUUUCAGGACACAUUGUUUUGAAUUCAUGAGCCACUUACCACAGUCUUCGACCAAGUAGGUGGGACUAUAAGCCUUGUCUUGGAGGAUGAUGUGAGUAGAUAGGAAAACUCGCUGGCAUUGAUUCCAGGUUGGGUAUUGCUCCUACAUGAAUCUCAUGAGGUUGAGUCUGACCUCUCCUUGGGAAUGCAGGAAGCUAGGUGCUGGCUAAUAGUGUUUAAGUCGGUUGGCAGCAGAGUCCCUGAGAAAUAACAGGCCCUUUGUUUGCCUGAAAUGUCCUUGAAAUUCAGUCCUAAAAUCCUAUUCACCCUUAAAGCAAAGAACUACUACCAACUAGCUCUAUGAAAACUCGUCUGACUUCUCCCAAUCAGAAGCAAUUACUCCUG